UGCUCGUCCUCCGCCCGUACGAAGGCGCCGCCUGCUGACCCCCGGGACGCGGCCCCAUGGAGACGCCGCCGUCCGCGGCUGGCGCUUGGCGGGGAGUUGUGACAGGUGCCUUUCUGCAGUCCGAGAUAUGAAUGGCCCCUGUGACACGGACAGGCUUAUCCAGGAAGCCAACUCCAUCAUGAGUUUGUGGGGUCCUGAGGACAGCUACAGCUGUCAGGGAACCCCCCAACCAGCCCAGGAACCUGCCACUGAAGAGGCCUUGGCUUCAGAGCUGCAAAUGAAGGUGGACUUCUUCCGGAAGCUGGGCUAUUCAUCCUCUGAGAUCCACGGAGUCCUACAGAAACUGGGGGCCCAUGCAGACACUAACACCGUGCUCGGGGAACUGGUGAAACAUGGCUCAGCCUCGGAGCGGGAGCACCAAGUCCCACCAGACUCCUGCCCUCAGCCCCCUCUGGUGCCUCGGGGUGGGGGCACCCCUAAGGCUCCCGCCCUGGAGCCCAUACUCCCAGAAGAGGACAAAGAAGGCAGCCACCUGAGGCCUGUGGUCAUCGAUGGAAGCAAUGUGGCCAUGAGCCACGGGAACAAGGAGAUCUUCUCCUGCCGGGGCAUCCUGCUGGCUGUGAACUGGUUUCUAGAGCGGGGCCACACCGACAUCACAGUGUUUGUGCCAUCCUGGAGGAAGGAGCAGCCUCGGCCCGACGUGCCCAUCACAGACCAGCACAUCCUUCGGGAACUGGAGAAGAAGAAGAUCCUGGUGUUCACCCCAUCUCGGCGUGUGGGUGGCAAGCGGGUGGUGUGCUACGAUGACCGCUUCAUCGUGAAGCUGGCCUUUGAGUCUGACGGCGUUGUCGUCUCCAAUGACACCUACCGUGACCUCCAGAAUGAGAGGCAGGAGUGGAAGCGCUUCAUAGAGGAGCGGCUGCUCAUGUACUCCUUCGUCAAUGACAAGUUCAUGCCCCCUGAUGACCCCCUUGGCAGGCAUGGGCCUAGCCUAGACAACUUCCUGCGUAAGAAGCCACUGCUUUCUGAGCACAAGCAGCAGCCUUGUCCCUAUGGGAGGAAGUGCACCUAUGGGAUCAAGUGCCGAUUCUUCCACCCAGAGCGGCCAAGCCGCCCCCAGCGCUCUGUGGCAGAUGAGCUCCGUGCCAACGCCCUCCUCUCACCCCCCCGGACCCCCGGCAAGAACAAAAGUAGCCAGCGGCCUUCACCUACCCCGAAGUCCACAUCCGUGCCACUAGACAGUGAGCACAACAGCCUGGAUGGGAAGAAGCUGGGGGUCCAGGCAUCCCCAGGGCCCCACCAGGAUGGCCUCACACCAGCCUUUGCCCCAGCAGGCAGGAGCCUUCCACUUAGUGGUGGCGGUGGCAGCAGUUUUGGGCCCAAAGACUGGGUCCCCCAGACCCUGGAUUCACUCCCAUACACCUCCCAGGACUGCCUGGAUUCUGGCAUUGGCUCCUUGGAGAGUCAGAUGUCAGAACUGUGGGGGGUGCGAGGAGGGGGUGCUGGAGAGCCAGGCCCCCCUCGAGGCCCUUACUCUGGCUACCGCCCCUAUGGAUCUGAGCACCCUGCUGCACCUGCCUUCCCUGCUUUUGGCCACUUUAGUGUCCCCGCUGACUAUGCGCCUCCCCCACCUGCCUUUGCACCCCGAGAGUACUGGUCUGAGCCAUACCCACUACCCCCACCAACCCCAGGCCUUCAGAAGCCCCAGAUACCCAGCACAGGGGCUGGCCGCACCCCUUGGAGCAGGGCAGGCAGCCUGGCAAAGGAGCGGGCUGGUGUGUACACCAAGUUGUGUGGUGUCUUCCCCCCACACCUGGUGGAGGCUGUGAUGGCGCGUUUCCCACAGCUCCUGGACCCCCAGCAACUGGCCGCCAAGAUCCUCUCCUGUAAGCACCUCAGUGAGUAAGCCAGUGUGUGGCCCAUGGCCCACAGGCAUGGCAGGG
Dipodomys spectabilis (banner-tailed kangaroo rat) is the source of this 1943-nucleotide messenger RNA. It is a transcript of the gene Zc3h12a, whose product is annotated as zinc finger CCCH-type containing 12A. Gene Ontology annotation, biological process: 3'-UTR-mediated mRNA destabilization; nuclear-transcribed mRNA catabolic process, RNase MRP-dependent. NCBI's taxonomy places the organism in Eukaryota, Metazoa, Chordata, Mammalia, Rodentia, Heteromyidae. The record is from RefSeq and is a predicted model, not a curated record. Gene Ontology annotation, molecular function: metal ion binding; mRNA binding; RNA endonuclease activity. The transcript is spliced from 6 exons. Bases 128 to 1906 code for a protein of 592 amino acids. Gene Ontology annotation, cellular component: cytoplasmic ribonucleoprotein granule; nucleus.